CCGCAGCCGCCGGCCGCGCGGCCGGACGAGGGGGCGAUGGAGCUGGAGCCCGAGCUGCUGCUGCAGGAGGCCCGCGAGAACGUGGAGGCGGCGCAGAGCUACCGGCGGGAGCUGGGCCAGAGGCUGCAGGGGCUGCGGGAGGCGCGGAGGCAGAUCCAAGAGAGUGCAUCACAGACAAGAGAUGUCCUCAAACAGCAUUUUAAUGAUUUAAAGGGAACUCUUGGGAAGCUCCUGGAUGAGCGAUUGGUGACCCUUUUGCAAGAGGUGGAUACCAUUGAACAGGAGACCAUUAAACCACUAGAUGACUGCCAGAAGCUCAUAGAGCAUGGAGUUAACACUGCAGAGGACUUGGUCCAAGAAGGUGAGAUCGCCAUUCUUGGUGGUGUAGGAGAACAGAACGAAAGCCUGUGGAGCUUUACCAAAAAGGCCUUACACAUUCAGUUGGACAGUUUACCGGAAGUGCCUUUACUGGUUGAUGUGCCUUGUUUAUCUGCUCAGUUGGAUGACUCAGUUCUUAACAUAGUGAAAGACCACAUUUUCAAGCAUGGAACGGUAGCAUCUCGCCCACCAGUACAGAUAGAAGAACUCAUAGAGAAACCUGGAGGCAUCAUCGUACGAUGGUGUAAAGUGGAUGACGACUUCACAGCCCAAGAUUACAGGCUCCAGUUCCGUAAAUGUACUUCAAAUCAUUUUGAGGACGUGUAUGUAGGCUCUGAAACUGAAUUCAUAGUAUUGCACAUAGACCCCAAUGUUGAUUAUCAGUUCAGAGUCUGCGCCCGAGGAGAUGGCCGACAGGAGUGGAGUCCUUGGAGCAUCCCCCAGAUAGGUCAUUCCACAUUGGUGCCUCAUGAGUGGACAGCUGGCUUUGAGGGGUACAGUCUGAGCAGUCGAAGAAAUAUAGCACUCCGGAAUGAUUCUGAAUCCUCAGGUGUUCUCUACUCCAGCGCUCCAACUUAUUUCUGUGGGCAGACGUUAACAUUCAGAGUUGAAACUGUGGGACAACCAGACAGAAGAGACAGUAUAGGAGUGUGUGCAGAAAAACAGAAUGGAUAUGACUCUCUGCAGCGGGAUCAAGCAGUGUGCAUUAGUACAAAUGGUGCAGUUUUUGUAAAUGGAAAAGAAAUGACUAAUCAGUUGCCCGCAGUUACUUCUGGGUCCACUGUCACAUUUGACAUUGAAGCUGUGACUCUAGGAUCCACCAAUAAUAAUGAAGGCGGAAACUUCAAGCUUCGAGUAACUAUUAGCUCAAAUAACAGAGAAGUGGUUUUUGAUUGGUUACUUGAUCAGUCUUGUGGUUCUCUUUACUUUGGAUGCUCAUUUUUCUAUCCUGGGUGGAAAGUAUUGGUUUUCUAGAUUUCUGGAUGAUUGGCUUUGAUUUGCAGGGUUUUAAUGGAGCUGUCCUCAGCCCGGUUUAGUUGUAAUUGAUUAAAAAAAUUGUUAGAUUCAUUUCUCAGUUAAGCCAUGGGAAAUGGAAAUUGUUUACUGGGUUUAUUUUGGAAUAUUUCAGCAGUAAGAGUCUUGAAUAUAGUGGACAAAACCGUAAUGCAGUCAAUUUUAUUUCUAGCAUAGUGUUAAUGGAAAUAAUCGCGUCGUAAUAAACAUCAAAUUGGCUUUUAAACUGUGAGGAGAUACAGAAAGCCCUAUACCCUUCCACUGUGCUUCUUUUUAAAGUUGGUUAUUAGAUCAGAAAAACUUAAUGUAAUAUUAUUUUGUUGAAUCUCCAUCUUUUAAGGAUCCAAGGCCAUGUAAGACUUUAGAAUAAAACGCCAGGAAUAGACCAGAUGGAAGCCCGAGUUCUGUAAUAUGCGUUCACUUGUGUGCCCUCCACAUGAAUGUUGACUGUGCUCUCCAUGUUCAGGUGUUUCUAAGCAGUAUUGAAUUUUAUGUCAUGUUCAGUAAUCUUUAAGCCUCAAAAGCAUGAUAAUUUUUGCAUUUUUAAAAAUUACUGAGCAAACGUCUACAAUAGGCAGAGUAUUUUCUUUUGUUCUUUCCUUGCAAUUUGAUUCUCAAUAGGCUAGAGGGUUUUUACAGGGUAAAACUACUUCUGGAAGUAGUAUGCACAGCAGUGUUAGCCAUGCACUGUAUGUAAUAUGCAAAUGUGCACAUCCAGCCUCAGUGAUAAGCAUGUUACUAUUCAUAGGGUGUGAGCUGCAGUCCAGUUUAAUGUCAGUUUUACAAAUGGUCUUGUAGUGGACCAAAACAAAUAGAGGGUAAAUACUUGACCUAUUUUUUGGAAAACUUAAAUUUGUGUAAAAUAUUUAUUUGAAGGACUUACUUAGUAUGUAAAAAUGAUUAUCUUGCUAUACUAGCCUACGGAUUUUUUUUUAAUGUGAAUUUUUUUUUUCAUUUUUAACAAUAGAAAAGUGGAAAAGCAAGUUUGAUAUUUUUGUAAGAUAAUUUAUUUGGGGAUUCAAAUUCCCUAUUAGACAAUCAUCACCUUUUUCCCUUGCCUUUUUAUAUAUAAGUAAGUCGUCUUUCACUUGUUCAGUGAUUGUUAAGAAGAUGUGCUAGAAUGUAGAUGCCUCGUCCAGCUGUCUGAAACAAAAUAAAAAACUAAAAGUUAAAUGUGUGUAUUUUUUUCUUCCAUGAGAUUUGAUGAAUCUAAUUUUAGUGUUUACUUUUAAGUAGGGAGAGAAAAGAGUAACUUGUGGCUCUAGUCAUUUUAAUUCAGAUAUCAUUGUAACUUGUGAAAAGUUACUUAUACUCUCUUAUAUUUUGUGUAUCUGAUACCAAGCAUAGUGCCUGACAUGUGCACGAAAAAUGUUUGUUUGAAUACAUGUAGACGAGUUAUUAUCUCCAGAACAUCAUCUCAUUCCCUUCAUUCAGCAAAUGUUUACUGAACAUCUUUAUUUCUUGUCCUCCAUAGGAGAAAUGGCAUCUUAAAUUUAUAUCUAUAGAAUCUGCUUUUCACAGAAGUGGCUUAAACCUAACUUAACUUUAGACAGAAGUGGAUCGUAAUAUUUUGAACUCUGAAACUAAUUUAAAUAUCUAUUUUUCUUGAACUGUGAACUGAAGAUUUUGUUAAAAGCCAACCCAUUCUAUUUAAAUAGAUAAAGGAACCUAGUAUUCCAAAUCUGUUUGCGUGCUUGGAGGGACAAGAUAGUUUGGGUGAUGAUAGUGAUGGUGCUCAGGGCAAGCUACCCCAGGAGGCACCACUCUGGUAUGCGGAUUAUUUCAAGCUGAAGACAAUAAGGACUCAGAGAACUCAGGAAGAAUAUUUGAGUUUCUCCUCCCAAACUGCCUAAAGAAUUUGAAACAAAAGAUCUGUUUCAAGAAAGAGUUGUUAUCAUGAUGGCUGUAAAGAUAAUGUAGGAUAGAGGUUACAAUAGGAAAGGCACCAAGCCUCUUUUAUCAAAAACUCUGUCUCUCCCUGACCACAUUAUCUAUAGAUGACCCUGAAAAGAAUUGUCUUCCUGCCCUCUGAAGUCCCAGGCCACUACCCACCCCCAACACGCUCCUCGCCUUUAGCUGCAAUACUUAAGCAAGCAGCUUAGACAGAGGGACGAAUUGCUGAUUUCUGAGUUUCUCCCAUGUAUACAUGUUAUUAAACUUGGUAUUAUUUUCUCCUGCUAACCUGUGUUGUUAGUUAUUUGGCCAGCCAUAAGAACCUUAAGGAAAAGGGCAGAGGGAGAUUCUUCCUCUCCCCCGACAAUAGUGAUAAUGAUAAUAAGAAUUGAUAUUUAUCAAGCCCCUACUCUGUGCCAGGCACAAUGCUGAGUUUUCAAAGUACAUUCAUUAUCUCAUUUAAUCCACAUAUACUGAUGGUACUGUUACUAUUAUUUCUACUUUCCUGAUGAGAAUACUUAAGCUCAAGAGAUGUGAGCUAAUUUGUCUAAGGUCCUGACCAGUAACUAACCUAGUUGGGACUCUGGCUCAGACCUGUUUCCCUCCAGAACCCCAGCUCUUAACCAUGAUGCUCCUAGGGGGAGUGGACCCUAAGGGGAAAGUCCCACUUAGGAUAAGUGGUAGGUACUGCAGGAGUAGCACUGAGGAAGGACUGACUAAUUCUGCCCAAAGAUCUCAGGGAGCAAAGUAGAUCUUAAAAGAUGGGUAGAAAUUAGAUAAACUCAGAACUGGAAUUUGAAGUCGAAGGGCAAGAAUCUGUAGUCACGAUGAAGGUAAGAAUGGUGUGUGUUAGGGCAUCCCCCAUAUCGUGGUGGUGGUGGUGGUAUGUGAGACUGCAAUGAAGGUCUGAGGGUGCAGAGAAGUUGCAUGCUUUAUGUUUUUGAAAUUGCCAAACUGAUUUCCAAAGGGGCUGCACCAUUUCUACAUUCCCACCAGCAGUGCGUUCACUGACUCCUCCCCUGUAUUGGUUGUCACUAUUUUUUAUUGUAGCCUUUCUGAUAAUAUCAGUGUGUGGUGGUAUCUCAUUGUGGUUCUGAUUUGCAUUUCCCUAAUGGCUAAUAAUGCUGAAUGUCUUUUUACAUGCUUAUUUGCCAUCAGCAAAUCCUCUUCGGUGAAAUGUCUCUUACCCAUUUUCUAAUUGGUUUGUUUGUUUACUGUUAAGUUUUAAUAGUUCUUUAUAUAGUCUAGAUAUUAGUACCUUGUUGGGUUUGUGGUUUGCAGAUAUCUUGUCUGGAGCUUGUCUUUUCGUUCUCUUACCAGGGUCUUUCCCAGAGCAAAAGUUUCUAAUUUUGAUGAAAUCCAGUUUAUUAAUUUUUCUUUUAUGCUUUUAGUGUCAAGUCUAAGAAGAAUUCUUUGUUCUAAAUCCCAAAGAUUUUCUCCUGUGUUUUUCCCUAAAAGUUUUACAGUUUAACAUUUUACAUGGAAGUCUGUGAUGCGUUUUGAUUUAGUUUUUGUAUAGCAUGCAGACUUAGGUUGGGGUUGGUUUGGGAACCUGUCUGUCCACAGAGCUGUCCAAUGGCUCCAGCAUUGUUUGUUGCUAUUUUUCUCCCAUUGAAUUGCUUUUGCAUCUUUGUCAAAAAUCAGUUGGACAUAUUUGUGUGAGUCCAUUUCUGGGUUUUCUCCUCUGUUCCAUUGACCUAUGGGUCUGUCCUUCUCCUAGUACUGCACAGUAUGAUUACUGUAGCUAUAUCAUCUUUUAAAAUCAGGUAGACUGAUUUCUCUCUCUUUUUUUUUUUCUUGUGAGGAAGAUCAGCCCUGAGCUAACAUCCAUUGCCAAUCCUCCUCUUUUUUGCUGAGGAAGAUUGGCCCUGGGCUAACAUCCGUGCCCAUCUUCCCCUACUUUAUAUGGGACGCCACCACAGCAUGGCUUGACAAGCGGUGCGUCGGUGUGCACCUGGGAUCCGAACCUGUGAACCCCGGGCCGCUGAAGCGGAGCGUGCACACUUAACUGCUAUGCCACCGGGCCGGGCCCUGAUUUCUCUUUUAUUCGUCUUUUUCAAAACUGUUUUCACUAUUCCAGUUCCUUUGCUUUUCUAGAUAGAUUUUAGAAUAAUCUUGUCUCUAUCUACAAAAAAUCUUGCCAGGAUUUUGAUAGGAAUUGUGUUAAACCUGUACAUCAAUUUGGGAAGAGUUGACAUCUUUACUAUAUUUGGUCUUCAGAUCCGUGAACACACUAUGUCUCUCCUAUUUAGAUCUUUGAUUUCUUUCAUCAACAUUUUGUAGUUUCCAGCAUGUAAGUUCUGCACAUGUUUUGGUACAUUGACACCUAAGUAUUUCUUUCUCUCUCUUUUUUUUUAGGGAUUAUAAAUGGUAUUGUAUUUUUAAUUUUGGUUUCCACAUGCUCAUUCCUAAUAUAUAGAAUUGAUCUUUGUAUGUUUGUCUUGUAUCCUGCCAAAUUACUGAGCUCAAUUUUUUUUCUCCCUUGAGAUUUCUUUCUCUUUGACCCAGGGAUUUUCUAGAAAUGUGUUGUUUAGUUUCUGAGUGUUUGGAGAUUUUCCUGUUAUCUUUCUAUUAUUGAUUUCUAGUUUGAUUAUAUUGUGGUUGGAGAACACACUCUGUAUUAUUUCAGUUCUUUUAAAUUUAUUCAGCUUUGUUUUAUGUCCCAGAAUAUGGUCAGUCUUGGUAUAUGUUCUAUGGGCACUUGAAAAGACUGUGUAUUUUGCUGUUAAUGGGUAAAUUGUUUUACAAAUGUACACUCGAUCCUGUUGGUUGGUUGGUGUUGUAGAGUUCUACUAUGUCGUUGCUGAUUUUCUGUCUAGUUGCUCUAUCAGUUCUUGAGAGGAGGGUGUUGAAGUCUCCAAUAAUAACUGUGGAUUUUUCUCUUUCUCCUUUUAGUUCUAUCAAUUUUUGACUCACAUCUUUUGCAAUUCUUUUUUUUUUUUAAUGAGUAUGCACUUAGGAUUGCUAUAUCUUCUUGGUAGAUUGACCAUUUUAUCACAAAGUCCCUCUCUGUGUCUGGUAAUUUUCUUUCCUCCAAAAUCUACUUUAUCUGGUAUUAACAUAGGGUCUCCUGCUUUCCUCUGAUUAAUGUUUACAUGAUAUGUAUUUUUCCAUCCUUUUAUUUUCAACUUGUCUAUGUCAUUAUAUUUGGAGUGAGUUUCUUUUUUUUUUUUUUAAUAAUUUUAUUUAUUUAUUUAUUUAUUUUUCCCCCAAAGCCCCAGUAGAUAGUUGUAUGUCAUAGUUGCAUAUCCUUCUAGUUGCUGUAUGUGGGACGCGGCCUCAGCAUGGACGGAGAAGCGGUGCAUCAGUGCGCGCCCGGGAUCCAAACCUGGGCCGCCAGCAGUGGAGCACACGGACUUAACCACUAAGCCACGGGGCCGGCCCUGGAGUGAGUUUCUUAUAGACAGCAUAUAGUUGGGUCAUGGUUUUGUUUUUUAAAUUUAUUCUAUCAGUCUCUGUGUUUUAUUUGUCCUAUUUAGACCGUUUACAUUUACUGUUGAUAUGUUAGAGCUUAAGUGUGCCAUUUUUCUUUUCUGUCUGUUCUCUCUGGUUUUUAUUUCUCUGCUGUUUUCUGCAUUCUUGUGGGUUACUUGAACAUCUUUU
Molecule: messenger RNA, 6888 nt
Organism: Diceros bicornis minor
Lineage: Eukaryota; Metazoa; Chordata; Mammalia; Perissodactyla; Rhinocerotidae
Gene: CRLF3
Product: cytokine receptor like factor 3
Exons: 8
Coding region: 37-1353 (438 amino acids)
Molecular function (GO): protein binding
Source: RefSeq, a predicted model, not a curated record